Pterocles gutturalis (yellow-throated sandgrouse) is the source of this 2391-nucleotide messenger RNA. RefSeq names its product ADAMTS-like protein 2. NCBI's taxonomy places the organism in Eukaryota, Metazoa, Chordata, Aves, Pterocliformes, Pteroclidae. Gene Ontology annotation, cellular component: extracellular matrix. Gene Ontology annotation, molecular function: metalloendopeptidase activity. The record is from RefSeq and is a predicted model, not a curated record. Gene Ontology annotation, biological process: extracellular matrix organization. The annotation marks the transcript as partial. The transcript is spliced from 16 exons.
GACAGUAGUGAGGCAGCAGAUGGAGCUGGCCCCUGGGAUGAAGAAGUCACCAAGUGGUGGGGAGAAUGGAGCUCCUGGUCCACCUGCUCCCGGUCCUGCGGAGGAGGCGUGAUGUCCCGGGAGAGGCAUUGCUUGAGACAGAGGCUCCAGAUGCCCCAGGGAACAAACAGCACUAUGUGUGCUGGUCAAGCCAAGCACUACCAACUGUGCCAGCAGCAGCCCUGCCCAGCUAACACGGCAAGCUUCAAACAGCAGCAGUGCUCCAGUUUCAAUGCCAAAGCCUUUGGGAAGCGCUACUACCACUGGAUGCCCCUCUAUCCAGAUGACUACACCAGUAUCUCCAACAAGCCGUGUGACCUCCAGUGCACCACUCGGAGUGGGGAGAGGCAGCUGAUGGCCCGAGCGCAGGAUGGUACCUCCUGCAAGGACAGGACCUAUCAAGGGGUCUGCAUCAAUGGGAAGUGUGAGCCAGUUGGGUGCGAUGGGAGCCUGUACUCACCCCGGACAAUGGACAGAUGCAGGGUGUGUGGAGGGGACGGCAGCACUUGCCAUCGUGUCUCGGGCAGCUUCCGAAAGGCAAUCUCACAGAUAGGUUACGUGUUCAUCACCAACAUCCCUGCCGGUGCCACAGACAUCCUCAUCAUUGAGCGCAGGAAAACAGAAAACAUCCUGGCACUCGCAGAUGAAUCCGGGCAUUUCUUCUUCAACGGCAACUCCAUCAUUGACAACCCCCAGAACUUCAGGGUAGCUGGCACAAUCUUCAAGUACCGGCGGCCCUCAAGCCUGAACUCGGGCGGGCUGGAGUAUAUCAUAGCUCAUGGGCCCACUAACCAGUCUCUGAACGCCAUGUACUAUAAUUUUAAUGGGAAAAUGCCACACAUAACUUAUGACUACACUGUACCCCGGACACCACCUCUCCGCACUGCGGCCCCUGCUGUAGACAGACCUUUCUAUCAUCACCUGGCAGAGACCAGCCAGAACCAUCCCAUUCCAGCCAACUCCAGAGCUGCCCAGGAUUUCAAUGCCACAUGGCUCUCCCUGUCACCAGAUGACACCAGCGAACAGCUUCCUCUAAGAGAAGGGCAUGAAGAUUUAGGCUUCAGCCACCCGCACUUCUUCCAAACCAACUCCACCAGUCAGACUCGAGACUGGGGCUGGGAACAAGGUGAAGAGAACAAUGAGUUUGACGUGAGCCCCGUGGGUCAUGAGGACAUCAGCUUGGCUGACAUGUAUCGGUGGAAAGUCUCAGCUUAUGCUCCCUGCAGCUCCACAUGCACUUCAGGUAUCAGCACCUCCUAUGCGAUGUGUGUCCGGUAUGAUGGAGUGGAAGUGGAUGAAACGUACUGCGAUGCCCUAACCCGACCAGAACCUACUCACGAAUUUUGCACAGGGAGAGAGUGCCAGCCUAGGUGGGAGACCAGCCGGUGGAGCGAGUGCUCCAGGACCUGUGGUGAGGGCUAUCAGUACCGCACUGUGCGCUGCUGGAAGAUGCUGGCUCCUGGCUUUGACAGCUCCGUUUACGACGACCUCUGUGAGUCAGCUGGGCUGGCCAGGCCCAUGGAGAGGAAAGCCUGCAAGAACAAGGCCUGUGGGCCCCAGUGGGAGCUCUCCGAGUGGUCCGAGUGUUCGGCCCGGUGUGGCACACAGGGGACAAUGAAGAGGGAGGUACGCUGCUCGGUGGAAGCACCCCUCUGCGAUGAGUCCCAGAAGCCCAGCAGCGAGAAGAUGUGCACAGGCCCCCCCUGCGACCGCCGCUGGACCGCUUCAGAUUGGGGCCCGUGCUCAGGUUCAUGUGGUGAGGGACGCAUGAGCCGCUUCAUCGCGUGUCGCAACCUGGAGGGGAAGGUGAUCUCUGACUCGCAGUGUGACCCGGCCACCAAGCCUCUGGCUGUCCAUCCAUGUGGAGACAAGAACUGCCCUGCACACUGGGUGGAGCAGGAGUGGGACCAGUGCGAUGCCAGCUGUGGGCGAGGGAUGAAGACCCGGGUCGUCUUGUGCGCGGGCCUGGAGAACGGUGUUUACAGGGAGUACCCUGAGAAGCACUGCGAAGCCUCGCAGAAACCCGAGGAGCAAGCUGCCUGCUUCAGGAGGCCGUGUUCAACGUGGUUCACCACCUCCUGGUCUCAGUGCAGCAAGACGUGCGGUGCUGGUGUGCGACUGCGUGAGGUGAAGUGUUACCAGGGGGAAGCGCUGGCUCAGGGCUGCGACCCCACAUCCAAACCAGAAGCCAGGCAGACGUGCCAACUCCAGCCCUGCCCCACAGAGGCACCAGAAGAAGACUGUGAAGACAAAGCAACGGCCAACUGCGUGCUGGUGCUGAAGGUGAAGCUGUGCUCUCACUGGUACUACCGGAAGGCUUGCUGCCGGUCGUGUCGGCUCAAGUCACCCUGA